This is a messenger RNA of Raphanus sativus (radish), 1250 nucleotides long. RefSeq names its product U-box domain-containing protein 21-like. NCBI's taxonomy places the organism in Eukaryota, Viridiplantae, Streptophyta, Magnoliopsida, Brassicales, Brassicaceae. The transcript has a single exon. Gene Ontology annotation, molecular function: ubiquitin protein ligase activity. Bases 64 to 1164 code for a protein of 366 amino acids. The record is from RefSeq and is a predicted model, not a curated record.
CUAACAGAAAAAUAUUUCAAUUUGUAAGAGCAAACCAAACAGAGAAAGAAUAAGACAGAAGUUAUGGUGUUACCAUGGAGAUCAAGAGGAGGAAAGAGACCUAAUCAGCUGGCUAUCUCCGUCCCUGAAACCAAGAGCCCUGCUCAACUCCGAUCAUCAAGGAUAGAGCGGAUUCAGUCACCGCGCGUGCCAUUGACCCCCCGUGCUGCGGCAGAGAUAUGUCGGAGGCUGGAAAACGCGACGGCGCGUGAGGAAAAUGGCGAGUGUUUCAAGAUUGUGAGUAGAAUCAAGAACUUGGUAAGAGAAGGUGGAGAGGCGAACAAGAAGUGUUUGCUCCAAAACGGUGUCGUUUCGGCGUUGACCUCUUGUUUCCAAAGAUUCUCGUCCACGCGUGGGGAACAACAAGCGCGUCUUCUGGAAGAAGUCUUGUCUGUUCUAACUUAUUGGUUGCCUCUGAGUCGGACAGAGGGUUUCACCAAGAUGGGAUCAGCUGCUUCGCUACAGCGUCUCGUACGGUUCCUGAACGCCGCAGACGCCAAAACGAGGCAAAACGCUGCGGUUUGCAUCAGAGAGGUUAUUGCAGUAGACAAGAUGUAUGUCUAUGCGUUAACAGACAUCGAAGGAGCUUGUGAAGGACUGAUAAUGAUCAUCAGAGACUCUGUUUCCACAAGCUCGACGAAAACAUCUCUCAUGGCGAUUUACAGAGCGGUUUCGUGUGACAACAAGAUCGCCGCAAAGUUCGUAAAGCUUGGUUUGGUCGCAUUGAUCACAGAGGUGCUUAUGAACAAUUCUGAAAAAAGCGUUUGCGAGAGAUGUCUCGUGGUUCUAAACGUCAUAUGCGACAACGAGCAAGGCAGAGAAGACGCUUUGAUCGUUCCUCUUCUAGUGAAGAAGAUUCUACGCGUUUCAGAACUCGCAACGCAAUGCUCAGUCUCCGUUCUCUGGAAGCUAUGGAGAAAGAAGGGAGAAGAUGUAUUGCUUGAAGCUCUUCAAGUUGGUGCGUUUGAGAAACUCUUAGUGGUUUUACAAGUCGGGUGCGAGGAGAAGACUAAAGAGAGAGCGAGCGAGCUGUUGCGGAAUCUAAACAGAUGUAGAAACGAGAUCGAGAAGACAAACUGUCUAGAUUCUUCGAUGCGUUUGAAGAACGUGAAGAAAUCAUUUUAAUAUCAAACAAACAAUACACAAUACAUGAUUCUUUUUUGUAAUUGACUCUUUAUGUUUCAACACUUAGAUACAGUUUUUGUCCAUCA